This is a messenger RNA of Pestalotiopsis fici W106-1, 1581 nucleotides long. RefSeq lists its product as uncharacterized. Bases 1 to 1581 code for a protein of 526 amino acids. The record is from RefSeq and is a predicted model, not a curated record. Lineage: Eukaryota; Fungi; Ascomycota; Sordariomycetes; Amphisphaeriales; Sporocadaceae. Gene Ontology annotation, molecular function: oxidoreductase activity, acting on paired donors, with incorporation or reduction of molecular oxygen; monooxygenase activity; iron ion binding. The transcript is spliced from 5 exons.
AUGUCUUAUCAAUUUCAAGUCCUUGCCGUGGUGAGGGAGAAUUUCAGUCUGGUACUCCUGUCUUUACCUCUAAUACUACUAUUCUGGUAUUUAUGGACUGCCUUCAGAUCCCCGUUGAGACAAUAUCCCGGACCGCUACUUGCGAAAUGGACAAACCUGUGGCGCCUAUACCAUGUUUCAACUGGAAACUCACAUCAAGUCUUUCAUGACUUACAUAAGAAGUACGGGCCUAUCGUUAGACUGGGUCCGAACCUGCUCGACCUUGACUAUCCCGAGCUGAUCAAGACUAUAUAUAAUAUCCAAGGGAACUGGAAGAAAACAGAAAUGUAUCACGGCAGUUCAGCCAAGGCGGAAGGGAAAAUCAUCUACAAUCUGUUCAGUGAGACCAACCAACACGAACACAGUCGACAGAAGAGACCUAUCGCAAAGCUGUAUUCUGCCACUGGGGUAUUGGCUUUGGAGACUCAUAUGGACCAAAUGAUUCAGAAGCUGUGCGAAGUAUUGGCAACUCAAUCAAGUGACAAGACUGGAGAGGGGAAAGUACUAGAUCUUGGAGAAUGGCUGCUCUAUUUCGCCUGGGAUCUUGUUGGCGAGAUCACAUUCAGCCAACCCAUCGGCUAUCUCGACAAGGGUCACGACUUUGACGGAACCUUGGCCAAUGCGGACCAGACCAUGGACUAUUUCGCCAUGGUUGCCCAGAUGCCAUUUCUCGAUUACAUCUUUGACAAGAACCCCGUCUGUAAAUUCUUUGGCCCGCCGGGCUUUGCUACCAUUACGCAGAUUUCCAUCAGGCAUCUGCUGGAUCGCUACGCCGGCAAGGACGGUAGCUACCACGACGCGUCCCAGCCGGACUACUUGGAUCAUUUUAUCGAGGCAAAGAAACUUCAUCCAGACAUUGUAGACGACGCCCAGAUCAUCUCGUAUCUCAUGAUCAACAUGAUUGCCGGAGCCGACACGACAGCCAUCACGAUGCGCGCCGUGUUCUACUAUGCUCUCAAGGACCCCGCCAUCUGGACCCGGCUGGAAGACGAAGUCCUCGGCUCGCCCCAGCAGCACCACCACCACCACCAUGACGCAACCCCGCUGUCCCUCAAAGAUGCCCGACGACUCCCUUACCUAGAUGCCGUCAUACGAGAGGCUAUGCGCAUCCACCCGGGCGUGGGCAUGAGCUUGGAGCGCUACGUGCCGCCAGAGGGUCUGCGCCUUCCCAACGGGCAAUACGUUCCGGCCGGAUCCGUCGUCGGGAUCAACCCAUGGGUAGUCCACCGGAACCCGGCCGUCUUUGGCGCGGACCCGGACAUGUUUAAGCCGGAGCGCUGGCUGCGAGAUGACGCCCGGGGCGAGACUGAGGAUGCGUACCAGAGUCGACUACGCCGGAUGAACCAGGCCGACCUGACGUUUGGCGCUGGUAGUCGGGUGUGCAUUGGAAAGCACAUUAGCACUAUGGAGGUCUUGAAGGUUAUACCGAGCCUCAUCUCCCAGUUUCGAUUCGAGCUUGAUGAUCCGAAGAAGGAGUGGAAUGUGGUGAAUAGUUUCUUUGUGCGCCAGACUGGGCUAAAGGUACGGAUACAACGUCGUUGA